Messenger RNA from Haliotis rubra (blacklip abalone), 1597 nucleotides. RefSeq lists its product as uncharacterized. The record is from RefSeq and is a predicted model, not a curated record. The transcript has 12 exons. Lineage: Eukaryota; Metazoa; Mollusca; Gastropoda; Lepetellida; Haliotidae. Bases 188 to 1597 code for a protein of 469 amino acids.
CUGUAUCCAGGAGGUGACGCGCCUGCAGGAGAAGCACGCCAUCAACUACCAGACUCUGAAGCAGAAGAUCAUCUCCACCGAUUUGCUGAUCAGAAAGUACAGAACCAAAUGUGAAGAAUAUGAUGUCCAGAACAAGCGACUGGAAGACUUAUCAAGGAAGCUGGAUCGAUCUCAGUUAGACUGUGAGAUGCUGGAGACGCAGUUGAAGUCGUCGCUGCAGAGCACAGAGCCACUCAAACAGACCCGUGUUGACCUCGAGGCCAAGCUGAAGGUCAAGGACAGAGAGAUCCUCAACCUGAAGAACAGUCUGGAAGGAGCAGAAAUGAUGAGGAGGCAGUUCGAGGCCCUGAUUGCAUCUAACGAUAUUCUGUCUAACGAGGAGGACAAGAAACAGAGGGAGAAGAAGAUACAGUCCCUUGAAUCCAGCAAUUCCCGAUAUGUAAACCAAGUGAAAUCUGCUAAAGAUGAGCUAAAAUCCUUGAAGUCAGAGCUUUCAAGAUCUUCAAAACAUGGAAGAGAUGUGGAAAUAAAACUAAGUAAAUCACUGACAAAACUGGAAAAAUAUUGGAAACUUCUGAAGGACAAUGAUUUAUUACCAAAGGGGGAGCGGAAGCCAAACAAAUCCAAGGUCCUUGAUGAGUCCUUGUGGGAGACUUCACAGGAGGAGGAGGUGGAGGAUACACAGAUGCAGAUUGCAGGAUCCCUGAUUGGUGAAGUCUGUUACCAUCUGGAAGAAGCUGAUCAAUCAGAUAACAACGACAAUGACGUACAUGGAGAUAAUGCAGUGGAUGAUGAUGUUGACUUCAUGGAUGUUGGUGGUGGAGACGUUGAUGAUGAUACAGAAGAUGAUGACUACCCAUCCAUAGAUUUCCGCUUCACGUUCAGCCCAAUCUGUGCACCAGUGUCCCCGCUGCCACCGUCACCAGUGCCGGCCAAGCAAAUGAAGGCAAGUUCCUCAGCAACCCCCUCCUCGUCAAUAGCAUAUGAGAAUGAGGAUUCGAUGGACAUCAUGGCUGAAAGCCUUCAGUCUCAACUUCUUGAAGAUUUAACUGCUUCCAAAGCAAAAUCUCUGCGGCGAUCUCCAAGAUUAAAUAGAGGAAAAGAUAGGGCCCUUGUUUCCUCUUCUGAUGAACCAGCUGAAAGCUUCAGGACAAAUAGAGUCAAGACGCAGAAGCUACAAGAGAGUAAAGCUGAACAGCAAGAUAAAGGAGCUGAUAAGACGGCCAUUGAGCCUAGUUCCAGGCUACAGAAUAGGCUAGACUUCGGUGAAUCUGAAGGAUAUGAUCUGGAGACCAGUCUGCCAGCUAUUUCAGAUUCCGACGAGGAGGUGGAGGAGGGGACAGUUUAUGAUGGAAACAGGAAAGGUUCUUCUCCGUUUCCAGUGCAGAACUUGAUCGAAGACAUGAAGAGGCUAAAAGAGGUAGCUCAGCGUACAAUGUCUGUUGAUGAGGAGCAGGAAGAAUCUGUGAUGCUGAAACUGAGACCCAGGAACACCAAGGCGUCCCUGCAGCUGAGCCCUCUCGCAGACCUCGCACUGGUACAAGGAGUCCAUUGUCCUCAGCUAAGUCUUGUAGUACAGAUGAAAAAGAAAAUGUAA